AUGGAGGCAGAUUGGGAUGAGAUCACUCGCAUCGCAGUGCCUUCGUCGGGUCUGCAUGCAAUUCCAGCUCCAGCCAGUGCAGUUGCCUUCGAUGAUUUACAGGAACUUUUGUGGGUAGGCAACGAUCAGGGACGAGUCACAUCAUUCUAUGGUCCCGAACUGCAACGGUACGUCUCGGUCAAGGCUCAUCUGGGGGAAGGGCCAGUCAAGCAGCUGUUGGUCCACGAAAAGGGUAUCAUAUCCAUCUCGUCUUCCAGCGUCCAUUUCGUCACCCGCAGAGGCUUGACACAAUGGCACGUCUCACAUCGCCUGAUGACGGAUCUCCGUUGCAUGGCUUUUGCUGCCACAAACAAUCUCAUCAUUGUGGCAGGAUGUCAAAGCACCUUCUUUAUCAUUGAUAUAGACAAAGGUCAAAUUAUUUCGGAACAUCCUGCACAGGCCAAGUACACCAUCCUGAGGAAAAGCCGUCACAUAUGUGCUGCGACCGAUGACGGCAACGUGCAUAUUCUCUCCUUGACCGACUAUCAGCUCCUCAAAUCCUGGAAAGCCCAUUCCAGCGCUGUCAAUGACAUGGACGCGCGCAAUGACUUUCUUGUCACCUGCGGUUUCUCGGUCAGGCAAUUGGGCGUACCUAUCGUCGAUCCAUUGGCCAAUGUCUACGAUCUAAAGUCUCUCACAUCUCUGCCCCCGAUACCUUUUCAUGCAGGUGCCGCAUACGCGCGCUUGCAUCCGAAACUCCAGACCACCAGCUUUGUCGCAUCACAAACCGGGCAAAUGCAGGUGGUGGAUCUGAUGAAUCCCGUAAAUGUCAUGCUCAAACAGGCCAACGUCCAAUUUAUGCUAGGAAUGGAAAUCGCCUCUUCGGGAGACGCCCUGGUAAUUACGGAUUCGAAUGGAUGGAUAUACCUUUGGGGAUCUCCCUCCAAAGUCCGCUUCAAUAACAUUAGCAAGGAAACAGAAUUUGCAGAUCCUCCUUCACAGCAGAUUCCUCACGUCGACUGGAACGACUCGCCGCUCAACACCAUAGGCAUGCCAUACUAUUCAGAACCUCUAUUGUCGGCGUGGCCAAGUCAUAUGGUAUUUGAGGUGGGCGCGCCACCAGUGCCAGUCGAGCCAUCGCUGCUGUUCCACAUGCAGACUGCCGAAAUGGGACAUUAUGCGCCGAACCUGAAUCCUCGAAAGCUUCUCCGCUACCAGGUGGAAGACACCAGAAUAGGCCACGUGCCGGCCUCAAUCACUGCGCCCAAAUUCCUGAGCGAAAAGGCGAAGGAGGCGCCAGCCAAUGGAAAUGGCAGGAAGCUUUCCGACGCCGCCGAAGCAUUGGCUGGGAUAUCUCUCAAUGGCCGGGCGCAGACUGAUGAAGAACGAAUGCUCAAAUAUAGCAAUGUUGAGAUCAAGUACAGCAGAUUCGGAGUUGAUGACUUUGAUUUCCGAUACUACAACAAGACUCCUUAUUCUGGACUGGAAACGCACAUUGCAAACUCGUUCAUCAACUCACUGUUACAGCUGUACAAAUUCAUUCCCCUCAUCCGCAAUGUGGCCAUCCAGCAUGCUGCCACGUCGUGCGUAGCAGGUCAGUGUCUACUGUGCGAAUUUGGCUUUCUCUUCGACAUGCUGGAAAAGGCGAACGGUCAGAAUUGCCAGGCGACAAAUCUUUUGAGGGCCUUCGGAGCAUCUAGGGAAGCUGCGAAUCUUAGCCUUUUCGAAAAUUUGUCGUUGGGCAACGGGACACCCCUGUCGACCACGAUUCAGGCUGUAAAUCGAUUCUUUUUGAAGCAAAUUGCGCACGACUAUGUCACGAUGGCGACCAGUAGUGAUGGCAUCGAUGAGAUUAUUGCCAGCAAAGCCUUUGAAGCCAUCCGUUGCAUGUAUUGCAGCAAUGAGACAACCAAACCGGCAAGCACAUAUGUGCACGACCUCGUCUAUCCGCAACUCGAACCAAAGCACUCUAUCAGAUACAUCAAGUUUUCGUCCAUCCUCAAGACCACCAUCGAACGAGAAGCUAAGAACCGGGGUUGGUGUAGUCGAUGUCGGAGAUAUCAACAGCUGGCAAUUCGAAAGACAGUCCGACAGCUACCUUUCGUGUUGAUGAUUAACGCAGCGCUGGGAACCAACCCUGCAAUGCGCGCAAUCUGGGAGACGCCGGGUUGGCUCCCUUCCGAAAUCGGGGUUAUCGUACAGGAUAGGAACGUGUACGUCUUCGAAGGUUCCGACCUCGCCUUGCACCAGCGAAACAAAUCACCGGGCCUGGUGAUCUACGAGCUCGUUGGCUUCGUCGCCGAGAUUGACACCAGUGAACGGCAUCAACCUCACCUCGUCAGCAUGGUGAACGUGGAGGUAUCUAGCAGCGGGCCCGAGAUGUCCCACAAUCACAAAGUAUUUCCCAAUUGGCAUCUCUUCAACGACUUUCUGGUGUCUCCCGUCGAUCCAAGAGAAGCCGUCCAUUUCAACAAGGGGUGGAAAAUGCCCAGCGUCAUUGCCUAUCAAGUCAAGAAUGCACACGGCAAGCUUGAUCACAACUGGAAACGAAAUUUGGACACUACCCUAUUAUAUCAGCACUAUAGCAUCAACGGUCUCUAUCCUAAAGAAGGUUGCAAGAUCCUCACUCCCGAAGAGCACCCGGAGAAAGGCACUCCCAUUGCGCUAGACACCGAGUUUGUCGAACUGGAGAAAGCCGAGAUCAACGUGAAAGCCGACGGCACGCAAGAAACCAUUCGGCCCGCGAAGUCCGGCCUUGCACGCGUCAGCGUGGUACGCGGUCAAGGCGAGGAUGAAGGCGUUCCUUUUAUCGAUGACUACAUCACCAUCUACGAGCCGAUUGUUGACUACAAAACCCAGUAUUCGGGAAUUCGCCCAGGCGAUCUCGAUGCCCAAGUCUCACAUCACAACCUCGUGCCUCUGAAAGUGGCCUACAAAAAGCUAUGGAUUCUGCUUAACCUUGGUUGUACUUUCGUUGGGCACGGUUUGGCAUCUGAUUUUCGGAAGGCUAAUAUUCAUGUCCCCAAGUCUCAAACGGUGGACACGCAGUUCUUGUACCUCGCACCUGGGAAGAACCGGCGAUUCUCGCUGCGGUAUCUUGCAUGGGCGGUGUUCAAGGAAUACAUCCAGGAAGAGACGACGCUGGAUGAGGCGAUGCACAUCGACGGGCAUGACAGCAUUGAAGACGCGCGCAUGGCGCUACGCUUGUGGCGCAAGUUUCAGGAAUAUGAAGAUGCGGGCAUCGCAGAGCAGAUGAUCGAAGACAUCUACCGCAAGGGCACGAAAUAUGGCUGGAAACCUCCUCCGCGCAGUAUUGGUGGAACAUUGAUGCCUUUGGAAGGUAUUGGUACCGGAGCAGCAAACAGCGCUGUACAGAGCGGGAGAAACACCCCGGAUUUGAUGGCAUUGCCUUCGUCGGUGGGUGGUACGCCGUUGCCGACUUCACCGCCCAAGGGGACUGGAAGUGCCAGCGGUAGCGGCAGUGGCAGUGGCAGUUCAGUCGGAGGAGGGUUCAAGUUCAAUGCCGCGGGAGUGGGCAAUUUUGUACCGGGCAAUGGGAUCAUCAAGGAGAGUCCGCUUCGAUAG
Molecule: messenger RNA, 3564 nt
Organism: Fonsecaea multimorphosa CBS 102226
Lineage: Eukaryota; Fungi; Ascomycota; Eurotiomycetes; Chaetothyriales; Herpotrichiellaceae
Exons: 2
Coding region: 1-3564 (1187 amino acids)
Biological process (GO): mRNA processing; nuclear-transcribed mRNA poly(A) tail shortening
Cellular component (GO): PAN complex; P-body
Molecular function (GO): nucleic acid binding; poly(A)-specific ribonuclease activity; protein binding
Source: RefSeq, a predicted model, not a curated record